Penicillium macrosclerotiorum is the source of this 1428-nucleotide messenger RNA. Its product is annotated as B-type cyclin nimE. Gene Ontology annotation, molecular function: cyclin-dependent protein serine/threonine kinase regulator activity. The transcript has 3 exons. The record is from RefSeq and is a predicted model, not a curated record. Gene Ontology annotation, biological process: regulation of cyclin-dependent protein serine/threonine kinase activity; G2/M transition of mitotic cell cycle. Lineage: Eukaryota; Fungi; Ascomycota; Eurotiomycetes; Eurotiales; Aspergillaceae. Gene Ontology annotation, cellular component: centrosome; cyclin-dependent protein kinase holoenzyme complex; nucleus. The coding region runs from base 1 to 1428 and encodes 475 amino acids.
AUGCCUCCGGCCCGUAGCCUCCGCACCCGAGGUAUCAUGAAUGAGAACGACGAGAACGGCCUUUCGACGCGUGUGACGCGGGCCAAGGCCGCCGCUCUGACCACCGACGGUGCUGUUGAUGGGGCCAAGAAGCCGUUGCAGACGAAGCGAACAACGACAACUGCCAGUGGCGUUCCACGUCGCCGUGCUGCCCUGGGAGAUGUGAGCAAUGUCAAUAAGGUCGAUGCCACUGAGAUCAAGGAUGGAAAGAAGACCGUCGCUGGCAAGGCCGGCCUGACCUCGAAGGCAACGGUCCAGACUGGGGGAGUCCAGAAGCUCAGCCGUACCAACUCAUCACGGACUGCCGUUGGUACUGUCGCUAGCAACACCAGGAAGCUUAACGAGAAGCCUGAGAUUAAGCGCCCGGCCAGCAUGAAGCGGCCCUCCACCAAGACUGGCAAGGAUGAGCAACAAACUGAAGAGCCCCCACGAAAGAAGGUCGACAACAACAAGAAGGCCGUGCCAGUCGAUGACGUGAAGGAUGGGGUCAAGAAAAUCCCGGAGGAGGCGCUGCCUGAGUAUUUGGACCUGGAUACCGAGGACCUCGACGACCCAUUGAUGGCCGCGGAAUACGUGGUGGAGAUCUUCGACUAUCUGAAGGAUCUGGAGAUGACCACCAUGCCCAACCCUGAAUACAUUGAGCACCAGCCAGAUUUGGAGUGGAAGAUGCGAGGUAUCUUGGUUGAUUGGUUGAUCGAAGUUCACACCCGUUUCCGCCUCCUCCCAGAAACCCUGUUCCUUGCCGUCAACAUCAUCGACCGUUUCCUCUCUGCGGAGGUCGUCGCCCUGGACCGCUUGCAGCUCGUUGGAGUGACCGCCAUGUUCAUCGCCUCCAAGUAUGAGGAAGUUCUGUCCCCCCACGUUGCCAACUUUAGCCAUGUCGCCGAUGAGACAUUCUCCGACAAGGAGAUCUUGGAUGCGGAACGUCACGUCCUUGCGACUCUUGAAUACAACAUGAGCUUCCCCAACCCGAUGAACUUCCUUCGACGCAUUUCCAAGGCCGACAACUAUGACAUUCAAACCCGGACUCUCGGAAAGUAUCUUAUGGAGAUUAGCUUGCUCGACCAUCGAUUUAUGGGCUUUCCCCAGAGCCACAUCGCCGCCGCUGCCAUGUAUCUGGCACGCCUCAUUCUUGAGCGCGGAUCCUGGGAUGCCACUCUUGCCCACUAUGCUGGGUACACGGAGAAGGAGAUCGACCCGGUCUUCCGCUUAAUGAUCGACUAUCUCCACCGUCCUGUCUCUCACGAGGCCUUCUUCAAGAAAUACGCUAGCAAGAAGUUCUUGAAAGCCUCCAUCUUGACACGCCAGUGGGCCAAGAAGUACCACAGCAUGUACAUCGACAGCUCUCUCUCGGAGCCGUACACUUACAUCAAGGACAGCGAACAGUAA